Brienomyrus brachyistius is the source of this 3354-nucleotide messenger RNA. RefSeq names its product grainyhead-like protein 2 homolog. Gene Ontology annotation, biological process: neural tube development; brain development; regulation of transcription by RNA polymerase II. The coding region runs from base 280 to 2055 and encodes 591 amino acids. The transcript is spliced from 16 exons. Gene Ontology annotation, cellular component: nucleus. The record is from RefSeq and is a predicted model, not a curated record. Lineage: Eukaryota; Metazoa; Chordata; Actinopteri; Osteoglossiformes; Mormyridae. Gene Ontology annotation, molecular function: RNA polymerase II cis-regulatory region sequence-specific DNA binding; DNA-binding transcription activator activity, RNA polymerase II-specific.
AAUCCUGAGUCUAUUCGCGAUCCGCCGGCGGGGUGCAUGGGCGCCUGACCGGGACAUUUGGGGUUAGUGUCUGGGUGUCAGUGCUGCACAUAAAACUGUACACCUCUAUGGGGUGCGCGGCAAAGCCAUUCGGCUCAGGCUCCUUGCAAAGACUGGUCUGAGCUUCAAAAGCGGUAUUACCUGUAUCCCGGCUUCGCCGCGGCAUCUAUCCGACAGCAACAGCAUCUGCACCGACUUGAAAGUCCAGUUUCAGGGCGAAAAGUGGAGACAGAGCGAGAUAUGUCACAGGAGCCGGACAGGCGGCUGGUGGUGGUGGUCCCAAACGAGGUGUCCCUGCACUCGCAGAGGAUCUACACCAGCGAGGACGAGGCCUGGAAAUCCUAUCUGGAGAACCCGCUGACGGCCGCCACCAAAGCCAUGAUGAGUAUCAAUGGUGAUGAGGACAGCGUGGCAGCCCUUGGCCUGCUCUACGACUACUACAAGGUUCCUAAGGAUAAGCGGCUCCUGUCCAACAGUAAAGUGACUGAGACCCCAGAAGAGCAUGAGAAAAGGAGCGGGCUGGACGCUGGCACCAGUCACAUGACUUUGGACACGGCCAACAACCGCGUCCAGGUGCUGAAGACGGUCCCUGUCAACCUGUCACUGAACUCUGAGCACCCGGACGUGAAGCGAGACCCCUACUCGGGUAAUUCCGGUGGCCCCGCGACUGGGCCCUUGCUGAAGACCGAGCCGUACGCCCCCUACAGGUUGCAGGGGGAGGGACAGGCCCGUGGGUAUGAAGUCAGCCCCUUCAACGUGUCCCCUGGCUAUCAGGGAGCGUACUGCAAAGGCGAGCAGCGAGGCAGCCCAGACAGCACCUACGAGCAAGAGCGCAAGAAGUUCUGCCCGUCAUCAGUCCUGGGUGCUGAUGCUUUUGUCCACGACCAGUCAGGCAUAGACACGUUCCAGUACAUGCUGGAUGCCUCUAAGUCACUGCGACAGAAGCAGGGAGAGGCGCCCAUGACCUACUUGAACAAGGGCCAGUUUUAUGCAGUGACCCUGAGCGAGACCAGUGCCAACAAGGGCCUGCGUCACCCUAUCAGCAAAGUCAGGAGUGUGAUCAUGGUGGUGUUCAGUCCAGAGAAGAACAGGGAUGAACAGCUCAAAUACUGGAAAUACUGGCACAGCCGCCAGCACACGGCCAAGCAGCGGGUCCUGGACAUCGCUGACUACAAAGAGAGCUUCAACACCAUCGGCAACAUCGAGGAGAUCGCCUAUAACGCCGUGUCCUUCACCUGGGACGUGAAUGAAGAUGCAAAGAUCUUCAUCACAGUUAACUGCCUGAGCACCGACUUCUCCUCCCAGAAGGGUGUGAAAGGACUCCCGCUGACGAUCCAGAUCGACACCUACAGUUAUAACAAUCACAGCAACAAGCCACUUCAUCGAGCGUACACCCAGAUCAAGGUCUUCUGUGACAAGGGUGCGGAGAGGAAGAUCCGGGAUGAGGAGAGGAAGCAGAUCCGAAAGAAAGUCAAAGCAGGGAAAGACAGUGGGCCAGGAGCCCUACCACUGCCCAAGAAGUUGGACUGCACCUACUUCAAGACCAUGACCGACCUGAACUCGCAGCCCGUCCUCUUCAUUCCCGAUGUUCACUUUGGAAACCUGCAGAGGGCAGGGCAGAUCUAUGCCAUCAACACUGAGGAGGUUGAGAAGGAUGGAAGCAUGGUGGUGAAGAGUAUAUUCAGACCAUCUCAGGAUGAAUGCAGUGCCUCCCCAUCCAAGCAGAUGAGGGGGGAUUUACAGAAGAAAGUGCUCCUGUACGUGAGGAGUGAGUCUGACGAAGUCUUCGACGCGUUAGUGUUGAAGUCCCCGACAUUGCAGGGCCUCAUGGACGCGAUUUCAGAAAAGUAUGGCAUCCCUAUUGAGAGGAUGGCUAAAGUGUACAAGAGAAACAAAAAAGGGAUUCUGGUCAACAUGGAUGACAACAUUAUCGAGCACUACUCCAAUGAGGAUACAUUCAUUCUGAGCAUCGACCAUCUAGCAGAUGCCUACAGAGUCACACUAACAGAAAUUUGAGUGGCUUUUGAGGAACUGUGGCAUCGUUUGUAGCAUCUCGGUCCAUUCGGAUCGUAGAGGUCAGUGGGGAGAAAGGCCUCUAGCACGCCGAAGCCUGCAUCCCCCUUAGACCAUGAAUGUUCUCUUAGACAUCUUUUCCAAAUGGACCGAUCUUUUUUUUUGCCCGAUAGUUUGUCACAUUACUUGACACAUAACUGGAGUUCUGAAGGCCUUGAGCCAGGCUCUGUAAGCCAUCUCUUCAGGGGGAAAACAAUGUUAUUUUUGGUUUCUGGGAUCGCCAGCAGACAUCAUCCAACGAAACGCACUGUUGAGCAUGAAGUGAAGAUGCUUGGUGUUGGCCGGAUCCAAUCCAACCCCGAAAAGGCAGUUGAGACUGUGCUGAGAUCUGAUGUCAUACUUGUAUGUGCUACAAGGGGAACCAUCGGUAAGCGGACAGAAUUUUAAACGGGCCCAGAAGACCGGGCCAGUUGGCUACAGUGCAUUAACAGCGCUUAUAAGGGACAGCAUUGUAUCCAUCGUCUGAACCCUCAGGAACGCAGGUGACCCUCUGUCCUAGUGCAGUGUGCAUCGCGGAACAAAGACAUUUAAAGGACAAUGAUAUUUUCUACUUCUCUGUGAACAAAUGGAGGCGAAUGUUCAGUGUGUUGCUGUUCUAUUGCUAUGGCAUGGAUAUCUCCCUGCAGCAGCUCUCUUGGAGACGAAUCACAUCUCCGCAGAUCACCUGACCUUCACAGAGAAGCGAAACCCGAAACUGGGCAUGUUAACAGGGAUCUUAUAUUCAUAGGGUUGGACUAAAGAGUGCACACCAGUUUUGUACUUUUUUUAAGGUUUCUUUUUUAAAAUGGACGUAUUUAUUUUAUUGGUAAUAUAAAAUCUGUAAAUAUGAUGGAUAUGUCUACAUUUGAUGGAGGUACUAACCAGGGCUGUUACAUGCAGAAAAUUCCAGCAGUCAUACUGGUGAGCUUCAUUGUUAACUGAUUAAUGACAGGGAUGAGCAGGUCUUAACUGAAGCUCCUGAUUGGACAGCAGAGAGAGUGUGUCUGUCUGUCUGUCUUUCUUUGUGUUUCCAUCAAAAUAUCAGUGCACCACUGUGGAGGACAGGCCAUCUGACUCAACCCACACAGACACUCAAACAUCUCAUUCUGGUCAAGAUCAUGUGAAAAUGUACCUUCAAAAACCUUAGAAAACUGCAGCAUGCGAACUGUUAUAUACUGGAAAGUUUACACUUUGCAUAUGAAAUUUCUCACCGUUUCACAAAAAAAAGUAUGAAAAUAAAAACACUGCCUGGCAUCUCCUAAA